Messenger RNA from Paracoccidioides brasiliensis Pb18, 2286 nucleotides. RefSeq names its product threonine-tRNA ligase. Bases 1 to 2286 code for a protein of 761 amino acids. The transcript is spliced from 5 exons. Gene Ontology annotation, molecular function: ATP binding; threonine-tRNA ligase activity. Gene Ontology annotation, cellular component: cytoplasm. Gene Ontology annotation, biological process: threonyl-tRNA aminoacylation. The record is from RefSeq and is a predicted model, not a curated record.
AUGGCUGGAGAUACCUCCAGCGUUCCCGGUUCCGAAAAUCAGCACCAAGGCCUUCCUUUCCGUCCUGCCAUGGGUCAUGCCUCCGUCGAUUCAUCUGCCCCGCCUCCGGAGAAAGCUGUGAAUGCCAAGUCGAAGAAGCCCGAAUCCACAGCCGAAGAGCCUCUACCGGAUUUCAUUGUAGAGCGGAAUAAGCUGUUUGAGGAGCUGAAGCGAAAACAUGACGAAGAAUUAAAACAUAAACCCCGCUUCGAUAUCAAUAUCACUGUUGACGUUGGCGACUCUCACCCUUCCACAGUCAUUGGCAGAGCGUGGGAGACCACUCCAGGCUCGUUUCUACGUGAUAUACCCAAGGAGAUUAGUUCUACUGUGGUGGUUGCAAAGUUGGAUGACAAAGAACUUUGGGAUUUGGACAGGCCGUUGGAAAGGGAUUGCAGGGUGUCUUUCCUCCCUUUUGACUCUUCAGAAGGGAGGGAGGUUUUCUGGCAUUCUAGCGCCCACGUACUGGGAGAGGCAUGUGAGUGCUAUUACGGCUGUUUGCUUUCACAUGGCCCGCCGACCCCUCAGGGAUUUUUUUAUGAUAUGGCCUUGGAGCCAGGUCAUGUUGUGAAAGAAUCCGACUGGCCGGCGCUUGAUUCAAAAUCAGUCCGUAUUUUCAAGGAAAAGCAGCCUUUUGAUAGACUCGAAGUCUCCAAAGAGAACCUGAAAAAAAUGUUCGCCUACAGCAAAUUCAAAUUGCACUAUAUCAAUAAUCUCGUUGAAGGGGAGAGCAGCACAGUAUAUCGAUGUGGUACUUUGGUCGACCUUUGCAGAGGUCCUCACAUCCAAAAUACUGGAAAAAUUAAGGUCAUGAAGAUCAUGCAGAACUCUGCGGCCUAUUUCUUAGGUGAUCAAUCUAACGACACUCUGCAACGGAUACGUGGCGUCGCCUUUCCCGACAAGAAGCAAAUGCAGGAGCAUCUGAAAUUCCUCGAGGAAGCAGAAAAGCGGAAUCAUCUGAGAAUCGGCAAGGAACAGGAUUUAUUUUUCUUUGACGAAGUUUCUCCCGGAUGCCCCUUUUUGCUUCCCAAUGGCACGAAAAUUAUCAACGCCUUGCAGUCCCUUCUCCGAGCUGAGUAUCGUAAGCGCGGUUAUCAGGAAGUUCAAUCUCCAAACAUGUAUGAUGUUGGAAUCUGGCGCCAAUCCGGACAUUGGGCUCAUUACAAGGACGACAUGUUCAAGCUUGAUGUUGAGAAGAGAGAAUGGGCAUUGAAGCCUAUGAAUUGCCCAGGACAUGCAGUCAUGUUCGGUCACAGAGAGCGGAGUUACCGAGAGCUGCCUCUUCGGAUAGCAGAUUUCGGUGUGUUGCAUCGAAAUGAAGCGUCUGGUGCACUCCACGGACUGACGAGGGUGCGAAAAUUCCAGCAGGAUGAUACCCAUAUAUUCUGCACUGAGGAUCAGAUCAUGCAAGAGAUCGAUGGCCUAUUUGAUUUCUUGCGUUCCGUGUACGGAUUGUUUGGUUUCAGCUUCAAAUUGAAACUGUCUACCAGACCCGAAAAAUACAUGGGAAAGCUCGAAACCUGGAAUUACGCUGAAGAGCAAUUGCGUGCCGCCCUGACUAAAUUCAAAGGCAAUGACUGGGAGGUUGACGAGGGUGAUGGCGCCUUCUACGGGCCGAAAAUUGACAUCACUAUCCAAGAUGCAUUGAAGAGAGAGUUCCAGUGCGCCACCAUCCAACUGGACUAUCAAAUGCCAGUGAAUUUCAAGCUCGAGUACAUGACUGGCGAGACGGGAGCCAAGGCGAAGCCCGCAGACAAAACUACGGAAGAUGCUGCCAACCCAGAUGCUCCAUCCACCAGUAGCAAUGAGCCAGGCCCAGGCCGUGCUCGUCCGGUUGUCAUCCACAGAGCUAUUAUCGGGAGCUUCGAGCGGUUCUUAGGCAUUAUCAUCGAACAUUUCGGUGGUAAGUGGCCGUUCUGGUUGAGCCCGCGGCAAAUCUUGAUUGUACCUGUGAUGCCCGCCGUCAACGAUUAUGUGGAGGAGCUACGGGAGAUCCUCCGAGGGGAUAAAUUGAACGUUGACAUUGAUAUCAGUGGCAACACAAUGCAAAAGAAAAUUCGCAGUGGACAGAUUGCGCAGUAUAACUUUAUCUUCGUCGUGGGCGCACAGGAGAAGGCAACCCGUACCGUGAACAUUCGUAACCGCGAUGAUCCUAGUUCUCAAGUCAAAGGCAGUCUCGUUCCACUCGAAGAAGCUCGUGUCAAACUGCGUGCUCUCCGCAAGGAGCGUCGCCUUGUCAACGCACUUUAG